Messenger RNA from Bicyclus anynana (squinting bush brown), 1284 nucleotides. Its product is annotated as trans-1,2-dihydrobenzene-1,2-diol dehydrogenase. The record is from RefSeq and is a predicted model, not a curated record. NCBI's taxonomy places the organism in Eukaryota, Metazoa, Arthropoda, Insecta, Lepidoptera, Nymphalidae. Gene Ontology annotation, molecular function: nucleotide binding. The transcript has 6 exons. Bases 192 to 1205 code for a protein of 337 amino acids.
GUUGGCUAUAGUACUGAUUUGAAGCUGUUUGAAGUAACUUCAAUUCAAACUUGCACUUGACUCUCGGGUGUUGACCUUGCACAACGUUUUCAAUCGCCGGCCGGUUCAAAAUCUGUAUCUACUUAAUUCAACAGUAUUAUAUAUUGUUAUUUAAGAGUAUUUUGGAUAUCACAUCAGAUACAAGAUUCGAGAUGUCUAUACGUUGGGGUAUUAUAACUGCUGGCAAAAUUAGCCAUGAUUUUGUUAACGCUGUCAAUACUUAUCCGGAUAAAGGUGAUAUGGUUAUAGCUGCAGUUGCAGCUCGGGAUAAAUCCAGAGCCGAAGAGUUUGCGAAAACUCACAAAAUACCCAAAGUGUUCAGUACUUACGCGGAAAUGGCGAAAAGCAACGAUAUAGACGUUGCUUACAUCGGCGCUCUUAAUCCAGACCAUUACUCUCUCACUAAGCUAUUCCUCGAAUCGGGAAAACAUGUUCUUUGCGAGAAGCCAUUGUGUUUGAACUAUAAACAAACACAAAGUUUGAUCAACAUUGCCAAGAAUAAAAAACUCUUCCUCAUGGAAGCGGUGUGGUCUCGCUUCUCGCCUGUCUACAUCGCUUUAGAAAAAGAGAUACAAGCGGGAAAGAUAGGAGAGCCCCAAUUCCUGGACGUCAACUUUGGUGUACCAAUUGUAACGGUUGAAAGAUUGUACAAAAAGGAUUUAGGUGGAGGUGCCAUUCUUGACCUUGGAGUUUAUACAUUACAACUAGCCCAAUACGUUUUCAAAGAUGAACCCAUAAAAGUGACUGCAGUUGGUGAACUGAAUGACGAAGGAGUUGAUCUAGUAGAUACGGUUAUUUUGGAAUACAAGGGUGGCAGACGAGCUGUGCUCAACAUACAUUCCAAAUUAAGAUUGUGGAACAAGGCAACCAUUGUUGGCCCCCUUGGAAGAAUCACACUCGAGGAUCCUUUCCAUUUCCCCGACACAAUCACCCACGUCGACGGCAAAGUGGAAAAGAUCCCGCUACACACAUCUAGCCUUGAGUAUAACUUUGCAAAUAGCGCCGGAUUAGUUUAUGAAGCUCUUGAAACGGCCAAAUGCAUUAGAGAGGGAUUGAUAGAGUCGCCACGUAUGUCCCACAAAGACUCUCUCAUACUGGCAAAACUCAUGGACACCGUGCGGAAGCAAGUCGGAGUGCAUUUUGACGUUGACGACCAGAAUUUUUAAAUAAUUUUAUAACAAUUCACCACCCAUACCAACAAUAUACUAACGGAAACUUGCAAAUACAAUAUAAUCUUUAAACAGU